AUGGGAUUUUCUUUGAAUAGUGGAGCUGUGAGCUGUGUCUCAAUUCAUCUUGGAGAAAUCCAACCUGGUGGUUUGAGGGGAAAUCACAGGCACCAUACUUGUAAUGAAACAUUUGUCAUAUGGGGUGCUGAAACCAAGUUUAGGCUGGAGAACCACCAGGUGGAUGGUAAUGGUUAUGCUGAAGUGACCAUUGGUGCAGAUGAGGUUGCUGUUGCAAGUAGCCCUAGCGGAACUGCCCAUGCUUUAAUAAAUAUAGAUCCACAUGUGAUUGGCAGUGCUGGGGCAUUGCAAGAUUACAAAUAG
Molecule: messenger RNA, 303 nt
Organism: Prunus armeniaca (apricot)
Lineage: Eukaryota; Viridiplantae; Streptophyta; Magnoliopsida; Rosales; Rosaceae
Source: the annotation of a GenBank genome assembly